UCGUACACAGAGACAGUGUUUAUAGCCGUGUGCGCGUGCGCACUUGUUUGUGUGUGAGUGCGCGAGUGAGUGCGCGCGCGUGUGACAAUAAUAUUAUUGCCGUAGUGCCGUGACAGUGUGUGAAUGCGCGCGCAUCGGUCGUCACCGUAGUGUCCGUUCGGUGCACGUUUUUUUUUUUUUUUAUAUAUAUUAACAGAAUUAAACAAGAUAAAUUCAAAGUCAAGAUUUUUACGUUUUUCCGAUCAUUUUCACUGCCCAUCGUCAGCCGUAUCCGACGAGCGUCAAAAAACAUUGUGUGAAAUCCCCCAGUUAACUGUAGACCCUUAUCUCGUUGGCGCGACCACGAUAUAGUGAUCCGGAGCAGACGCGUAGUGUAGUUUCGUUCAGUGGCGGCAAGCGAAGACGACCAAAACGACGGCCUCGUCCCAGACCAUUCGGAGUGGCGUACGUCGAUGCAGUGAAGACCGUGUCUGUCCGGACGACUCGCUGGUGGAGAAGUUGCUACAACUGCAGGAGUCCGCGGAACGCUGGUGGUACCAGAAGUCUCGACGUCAGCGUCCGUCCGACGCCGUCAUCGUCCCUUCGGCUUUGGAGGUGGUGAACAAGAGAUAGUCGGUCCGAUGUGCCUCCAUGGCGACCGCCACCACGUCCGCCGUCAUCGUUCUGGUCCUGUUGCUGCACUUGUCAACGAUCGGCAGUGUCGCACGAGCGGACAUGACGACCGACAUUGGACCAGACUCAACUUGGAUCACCGAUCCACCAGAUGGCAUUGCGGUCCGCAGUAAGCCUUACACGUUACAAUGUCAUUCAUCCCUGCCGAAUGCUACGUAUUUAUGGAUGUAUAAUAAUCGCACCUUGGAUCUAGUCAACGACUCGCACCGUCAGAUUCUUCCCAACGGCUCUCUGUUUUUCAAAACCGUGAAGAACAAAAAAGGGGGCGAUGCGGGAUCCUAUAGAUGUAUAGUACAAACGCCCCUCGGUGCAGUUUCCUCAAAAACAGUUACAUUGCUCACUGCAGUUAUUUAUGACUUUGAUGUACAACCUUCCAAUGUAACAGUUAGUUCAGAAGCUAGUCGUUCUGUUAUUCGAUUUAACUGCCAUGUGAAUUCUGUUCCUUUAGCUACUAUAACGUGGCAAAAAAAUGGAGUUGUCUUKUCCAGUAACAAUAAAAAGUUUGUAACUAAAGUUCCUGGUGUACUAUAUAUUAAACAAGUUAACGAGAAUGAUGCUGGAGAGUAUAGAUGUGUGGGAAAAAACCAUCUAUUGAACAAAACAAAAUACAGUGAAAUUGGUCAUUUGACCGUCAACAAGAUAAACACUAAAGGAUAUUCUGGAUCACAAUCUAAUAUCCAAAAAUUAGCAUUCAUUCCUCCAAAUGUCUUGAACCUGAAUGUUAAGUAUGUGACUGAAGGUGAAAAUGUGACAUUUGAAUGUGCUGCUUCUGGUGUUCCGGCUCCUCAGUUAUACUGGUCAUUUAUAAACUCUACAGGACACCAACACAAUACUAUGCUUAGUGAUGAAGGAACUUCUGUCAAUAUAUUAAGUUUGACUAAAGUAAGUUCUAAGGAUUCAGGAACAUAUACAUGUCAUGCAUUACAAUCUGUAACAGGAUGGCCAGAUUUGCCACAUUCUCAAUAUUUUCGAUUAGAAGUUAUGACACCUCCUUACAUCAGUAUUCCACCAGAAACACAAACUAUGCCUAUUGCAAAUACUAUUCGCUUUAGGUGUGUGGCUGAAGGUAAUCCCACUCCUAACAUAACAUGGUAUCACAAUGGUCAACGUUUGAAGUUAAAUGGUCGUAUAAAGGCCAAGAGCAAACAACUUUUAUUAGUUAGUAAUACAGUAUCAAAUGACUCUGGUUUCUAUCAAUGUUUUGCCUCUAACCAAUAUGGGACUGUAUGGGCAGGAGCAAUGCUUAAUAUUAGCUCAUCCCCGUUUGAACCAGCACCGCCUAUUAAUAUCAGCUGCCGUACAUUAUCUCCUACUCAAAUUCAAGUAUCUUGGCGAAAGUCCCCUACUGAUAUCCCUGAUGAUCCACCUAUCCUUAUUCGCGAUGAUUCUACACAACUUGGUUCUUCUCACGGUGGUGUGCUAUCAUCAUCAUCUGAUACUGUGUCUACAGAUAUUGCAAAUAAAGUAUCCAGGGCAUAUUCUAUACAUUACAUGCCUACAGAUGGUGGAGAAGAAACUCAACAAGUUAGUGUAAACCAUUCUAUUAUUGUAGAAAAAUUGAAACCAUACAAAAACUACACUUUUUAUGUACGAGUCUACAAUGGCAAAUCUGGAUCUGAUCAAUCUGAAAAAGUUACUUGUAAAACUCAAGAUGGAGCACCACAAACAGUUCCAGAAUUAACAGUUACUCCUCUUAGCCCAAUAUCAUUACAUGUAGAAUGGGCUGCAAUUAACAUAAAUUUGGUUAGUGGGGCUGUUACUCAUUAUCAAGUUAUGUGGAAACGAUUACAUAGUUCUUCUAAUUACAUACAUUUGUUGUACAAUGAUGCCAGACAAUACACAAUAACAGGACUCAAACCAGGAGAACAAUAUGAAGUGCAAGUAUUAGGUGCAACACAAAAUGGUUUACCCAACAUUGAUUUUUCAUGGCAUUUAGUUGAGUUACCCAAUAUUAAUCCUAUCUUGCCUAUACCUAUUUUAAGAUUUAGCAUUGACCAAUCAAUUAUAAAGCUUUUUUGGUUUGUCAAUGAUCAAUCAAUUAAAUUUGACUCGUAUAAACUAAUGUAUCGAAUUACAAGCCAAACAAACCAAUCAGUGAUGUCACUGCACACACUCAGACCAGACACAAACAAUCAUAUGAUACAUUAUACAAGUGAUUUGGAUAUUUAUGAAGUAUUGUUAAAUUGUAUAUCCGAAAGUGGUGAAGGAGAAUCAAUAUCUAAAACUAUAGCAGUAGCAUCGGAUAUAUUGUCACCGCCAUCUCAGAUCGAAGCUGUUGCUACGUCACUCCAGACGUUGAAUUUGUCAUGGGUUCCUUCAGAUUCUGUUGAUCCAUUGUCUUUGAUGUUUAUUAUUACCUAUAAUCCAGUAUCUAAUUUUUCUCAGAAUUCCACUACUGUUUUCACUGAUAUGGGUGUAUAUUCAUUUGAAUUAUCAGGGCUUAAACCGUAUAGUUUAUAUGAAAUCAAGAUAGCAGUUCAAGAUCAAAAUAACAGAAAAAGCGAAUUUAGUCAAAAGAUACAGAUACGCACACUUCAAGGAGUUCCUGGUAUAGUAGAGCAAAUAGAAUUACAAUGGAUAAAUACUAGUACUGUUCGCAUAACUUGGGUAGAGCCAACAAAGUCAAAUGGUGUGAUUAUGGGUUAUUAUGUUUCAUAUACGUCUGAACUUCACAUACCACCUACAUCCUGGGAACAACUAAAUAUCUCUCGUCAUAAAAAUUCAUUGGAUUUGUAUGGCUUAAGCAAUAACACUGAAUACUUCUUUAUGGUACGUGCUGCUACUGAUGCUGGAUUUGGUCCACAAAGUGGAAUAUUUUCCAUUACUCCAUUAACUACACUAAUUAACCCACCAGUUAAUUCAAAAUACCCCGCUGAUUCACCAGCGUUGUAUAUGGAAGAUCAGCAGCUAUUAGGUAUAGUCAUCGGUUGUGUGAUUGGAGUUUGUUGCAUACUAAUAUGUACUACAAGUAUUGUAUUGAAACGUCAAUGUGUGAAAGCUGAACGAGUACGAGAUACCCAUCAAAACUCAAUAGGUACUGAUGUGGCAUUCUGUGCCCAACAUCUACGACCAUUUACUAUUGAUCAUGAUCAACAUGAAGAGAGUGUUCCUUUAAAUGAUGUAAAUUACAUUACUCGGCACAUUGACGGAAGAAGUCGAUAUUCAAAUAACAUGUCUGGUAUGGCAUUGCCACUUCUUGACCAAAGUAAUCCAAGAGAUCAUGAUAUAACAAAUGUCCACAUCAUUGAAAACCCGCAGUGUACUGUUGAUGUUGAUGGUUAUGAUGUGGACAGUCUAUUAAGCGAAUCAGCUGAAGGUGGUGCGGGUACUGAAGAGUCUGGUUGCAGUGAUCAACUGGCUAAGAGCCAUAAAGGUGGUGGUGAUUCCAGUGUGGUUGAUGAUGGAUUUCACGAACAUGUUGUAAGCUAAUCAGAAUGUUCGUUGGUUGGUGUAUAGGUAAUGGUAUAAAUGAUGUGCCAAAGAAUAUUAAUAUUUUUUAUGUAUUCACUGAAAUUCACUAAAUUUGAUAUUAUUUUUUUAUACUUAAAUGAUGCAUAUUUUAACAAACAUCACCAUAAAUAAAAAAAAUCUGGUUUUUACUGACAUCACAUUACGCCUGUUAUAUCAAUAACAUAAAUUAUGUUGGAUUCAACCUGAAAAGUUUAUAUAAGCUACAUUAAUUAUUUAAACAUUUUUAUUAUUAUUUUUUUUUUUAUAUUGGGAAUGACUAUGUAUGACUACUCAAAACAAUUGUUUUGUGUCUUCUUCUUAUAUUAUUAUUAUUUAGUUCGCUAUUAUGUUUAACUUUUGAUGUGUAAUUUUAGAUUGAUUUUUUGAAAUUUUAAUCCCUUAAAUUUGAUGUAAUGUAUUUUAUAAAAUACCGCCUGCAGCUCUUACCACUUUAAAAUUAUUUUUUUCUUUAAGAAUCACAAAAAAGUGAGAUACUUACGUACAUUAUUAAAAUAUUGUUAAUAUAGUUGGUAAGUGUUUUCCUGAAUAUUAAAUCUAUUUUUAUUUUUUUUUAGAGUAUUUAGUUAUUAGGUUUCACUGAACCUCACAAAUAUAGUACAAAUAAUAUAUAUUUUUAAUGUUUAUUAUAUUUUGAGUUCUAUCAAUGAUUUUGGUAUCAAAUAAUUAUUACUAUUCUUGCAUAUUUUUCUGUUAAAUUUUUCUGCAUAAUUUAAGCUAUUCAUACACACUGAGUUCAUCACUUUAAUUACAAGCCAAUAGCUUGCCAAACACUUUGAUUACAUUAAUGUUUACUAGUAUAUUUUAGAAUAUAAAGCGGAACAUUGUUCAUAAUAAUAAUAAUAAUAAUAAUGUUAUUACUAUAAUCAUAAAUUAUAAAAGUUAAGUGAACAAAAUUAAUUUCUUACAUUACAAAAGUUAAACGUAAUUUAGCAGUUUUGCUGGUAUAUUUUAUAUUAUAAUUAAUGUUUAAUUUUUUUUGGUUUAAUUGUUUAUGUAUAUAUAUAUUAUAUAUGUAGUUCCUAUUCCCCUAAAUACUUUAAAUUUUGAACAAGAGAAAUACUUAUAAUGGAACGUUUUCUUUAGAGAUGUAAUAAGGGAUCUCAAAUGGCGCUUACAAUUGAAAAAGUUCUUUUAUGUAUUGUAUUAACCUUACACAUACAAGUCAAUUACAUUAUCAUAGAUAUUCAUUCCUUUAACACAUUCCAAACAGGUUGUGAUUAAUUUUUCUUGUUUUAUAUAUAUAUAAAUAUAUGUAUGUAUGCAUAA
Messenger RNA from Diuraphis noxia (Russian wheat aphid), 5409 nucleotides. RefSeq names its product protogenin B-like. Gene Ontology annotation, biological process: cell-cell adhesion. Lineage: Eukaryota; Metazoa; Arthropoda; Insecta; Hemiptera; Aphididae. The record is from RefSeq and is a predicted model, not a curated record. Gene Ontology annotation, molecular function: protein binding.